AUGAUUCAAAUCGGAUAAAAGACAAUUUAAAUAUGGUUGGUUAGGCAUGGAUAAACUGAAGGAAACAAACUAUAGAUUUUGUAAGGAUAGGAUGAUGGACAACUAUCUGCCCUAGGAAUAAAGUAGGCGGAAGCCUUGGGAAAAAGAAUUAAAAAGGAAAUAUUCGAUGUGGUUUAUGUAAGUGAUUUAGCAAGAACAAAAUAAACAUUUGAAUUGAUUCAAAAGCACCACAGCAAAUAAAUGAUGCCAAAUUUUGAACCUCUUCUGAGAGAAAAACAUGCAGGACAAAGUUUAACAUUGCCUAAAAAAUUAGCAGCUGAAUAAGGAGUUGAUAUUAGAGUAUUUAAACCUGACUAAGGAGAAUCUUGGGUCGAUGUAAACAAUAGAGCCUAAUAAAUGCUUUAAUUAAUUAUCUAAAGAUGCAGUGAUUUGAAGCAGAAUAACAUCACUGUGCUUCUAGUUACUCAUGGAGGAUUUAUUAUGGAAUUUAUGAAUUAGAUUAAUUAUAUGAUCAAUAAAAAACAGCCUGUUUAUAAUAAUAGUGCUUUAAAUUGCUCAAUUACUAUUGUAAAAUACAUUUUACCAAAAGGAGAAGUCAAAAUAGUGACUUAGAAUGAUGCUUCACAUAUUCAAAAGCUAUGA
Messenger RNA from Paramecium tetraurelia, 642 nucleotides. RefSeq lists its product as uncharacterized. Gene Ontology annotation, cellular component: cytosol. NCBI's taxonomy places the organism in Eukaryota, Ciliophora, Oligohymenophorea, Peniculida, Parameciidae. Gene Ontology annotation, biological process: fructose 2,6-bisphosphate metabolic process; negative regulation of programmed cell death; regulation of pentose-phosphate shunt. The record is from RefSeq and is a predicted model, not a curated record. The transcript has 3 exons. Gene Ontology annotation, molecular function: fructose-2,6-bisphosphate 2-phosphatase activity.